Molecule: messenger RNA, 2807 nt
Organism: Amphibalanus amphitrite
Lineage: Eukaryota; Metazoa; Arthropoda; Thecostraca; Balanomorpha; Balanidae
Product: heterogeneous nuclear ribonucleoprotein A1, A2/B1 homolog
Exons: 7
Coding region: 154-1338 (394 amino acids)
Molecular function (GO): RNA binding
Source: RefSeq, a predicted model, not a curated record
GCUCCCCUCUCUUUGAAGUCUACAUCCGCCUCUAAUCAAUCGGCCAUUUUCUGCGCUGCCUUCGCCGACGCCGGUGGGGUUCUCGGCGUCCUUCAUUUUAUCUGCGUUUUUGCUGUAAUUUGCUGUCUAACGCGAAGAACUACAUCUAGCAACAUGCCUGGCAAAGAUGCUGAACAGCAGAGGAAGCUGUUCAUCGGUGGCCUCGACUACCGCACCACAGAUGACAGCCUCAAGUCCUUCUAUGAACAGUGGGGCGAGAUUGUGGAUGUCAUCGUCAUGAAGGACCCCAGGACUAAAAGGUCCCGAGGCUUCGGGUUCGUGACGUUCGCCGACUCGACCAUGGUGGACCAGGCGAUGGACAACCGUCCGCACGUGAUCGACGGCCGCGAGGUGGAGGCCAAGCGCGCCGUGCCCCGCGAGGACGUCGGCAAGUCCGUCAACAACGUCACCGUCAAGAAGAUCUUCAUCGGUGGCAUCAAGGACGACAUCACCGAGGACGACCUCCGCGCCUACUUUGGGGAGUAUGGCGAUAUCGCCUCAGUCAACAUGCCUUUCGACAAGGAGACCGGUAAAAUGCGUGGAUUUGCGUUCAUCGAGUUCGUCGACUACGACUCUGUCGACAAAAUCGUCCUGAAGAAGAAUCACGAAGUGAAUGGCAAGUUUGUGGACGUCAAGAAGGCGCUGAGUAAGGCGGAGAUGGCCGAGGCCGGCGCUGGCGGCGGCGGGUUCGGAGGACGGGGCGGCGGCCGCGGAGGGCGCGGCGGCUUCCGCGGGGGCCGUGACGGCGGCGGCGGCCGCGCCGGCCCCUGGGGCGAGGGCGGCCGCGGCGGCGGCUCCGGCGGACGCUGGGGCGGCGGCGGCGGUGGUGGCUACGGCCAGCAGCCGUGGGACAGCUCGGGCGGCCAGUGGGGCGGACAGCAGGGCGGCUAUGGCGGCGGCUACGGCCAGCAGGGCGGAUACGGACAGGGAGGUGGCUACGGCCAGCAGGCCGGUGGCUACGGACAGCAGAGCGGCGGAUACGGACAGCAGGGGGGCUACGGACAGCAGAGCGGCGGCUACGGACAACAGAGCGGCGGCUACGGCCAGAACGGCAACGGCUACGGCCAGCAGGCGGCGGCCGGAGGCGGUGGAUACGGAUACAACAGCGCAGGCGCCCAGGGCAGCUGGGGCGGCAGCCAGAGCGGCGCCACCGCUGCGCCCGACACGUCGGCCAUGGGCAGCUACGGUAACCAGUCGUACGGCGGCGGACCGGCGCGCGGCUACAGCCAGGCCCAGACCAACCGGGCGGCGCCCUACGCGCAGCGCGGCGGAGGUGGUGGAGGCUACAACAAAUACUAAGUCUCCCGCCGUCCACCUGGCUGUUCCGUGUAAGUUCAAACUUAUCGUUACAGCCUCUACGUCUCUCAUAGUCUGAAGCACAUAUGUAUAUGCUGGGGAUUAUCCGCAUUGUGUAAUUUUGGCAUUUGUGUGAAGAUAUGUGUGAACAUUUCAUCGCAUUGAAAUUUGUGUCAGUUUCAUCGGUUUAUGCUACAUUUCACGAUUAACCCUAGGGAAUAGUGAGUUGUACCUGUUUCGACUCGUCAGACCUGUUUCCGGAUGGUUAUGUUGUGUGACGCCUGCGCCCUGUCUGUUUUAGGCGAUUUAGUUUUAUUCAGGGUGACUGGCGUCUGGCUAGGUAGGGCUGCUACAUAGGGGAGGCGGAGUCUGCGCUCCCGGUCCGCACUGAAGUAGCGUGUCAAGCAGGCAGGCAGGCAGGCCUCACAGUGAGAGCGGGCAACGGCGCCUGACGAACGCCAACGAGGGCCACGGCACACAUUCCCCCUCCCCCUCCCGCUCCUCCCGCGCACCCGACCAGCCCGCUCUGUUCAGUCGCCGCCGUCGGCGCGAGCUCAUGUAACCGGCGCCGGCCGUCCGCCCGCGGCCCUGUGCCAGGGAUGGGCCGCCCCACGCGACCCCCGGGACGGCAAACGGACGGCGUCCCCGCCCCCGGGCCGGGACGCCGUCCCCGUCCCGCACUGCAUUCAUUUUGUACAAAUGGUCAAUAAACCUAGACGUCGCUGUCGCUAGCUGGUUUCGUAUGUGUUCCCGUGCUGUGAGUGUAGCCGGCGCGGGCCCGCCAGUCAAGUGGCCGGUCCGCGGAUAGGGCGGUGGAUGGCUCUGUACAAGAAGGCAGCCGCUGUAGAACCAAGCACGGCGUCAGGCAGGCAGGCAGCUACGUAGCGGAGUGCAGGCAGGCAGCUUCUAUCAGGAGGCAGGCAGGCACCUACUAGCUGGAAUAUGAGGAAUAUCGACUAAACAUGGGUCGGUAGGCUGGGUAGGUGGAUGAUUUUCUAUGUUUCGUGAUUGGCACUUACUUAUUUAACCGUCGUCUUAAUGAUAUUUUUCGUUUAUUCCUUACUUUUCAAUGUGCAGUUAGAAAUACCGCAGUCUGACUGAUUUGUUUUGCAUUUAGGCCCCGUCUUUUUUCACUAUCAGUGUAUGCGACAUGACGCUUCCCUAGUUGGGCACGUUUCCAUUAAUAUAUAGCCAGAGUUGCAGGUUUAGCAUUGAACAGUUUGCAUUGAAUAGCCUAACCGGUGAUGUGUUCGUGAUUGCUGCAUUGGUAAUUCGAUUACUGACAGUUGUCUCAUUACAGGUCUGCUCGACGUCAUCGAACUCUGGCGGAACCGGCCAGAGACUCCGAGACGAUGGUCUGCAACAAUCUGUGAUAAAUCCGUACAACUGCCUGUGAGAGUUUAUUUAUUUGUAACGCUACCUGUGAUAUUUACAAAGACAGUAGGCUGUUUUAAAUAAAUUAUGAAGUUUUA